This is a messenger RNA of Penicillium argentinense, 1743 nucleotides long. RefSeq names its product tRNA threonylcarbamoyladenosine dehydratase. Lineage: Eukaryota; Fungi; Ascomycota; Eurotiomycetes; Eurotiales; Aspergillaceae. Bases 1 to 1743 code for a protein of 580 amino acids. The record is from RefSeq and is a predicted model, not a curated record. The transcript is spliced from 3 exons. Gene Ontology annotation, biological process: cyclic threonylcarbamoyladenosine biosynthetic process. Gene Ontology annotation, molecular function: ubiquitin-like modifier activating enzyme activity; tRNA threonylcarbamoyladenosine dehydratase activity. Gene Ontology annotation, cellular component: mitochondrial outer membrane.
AUGGCGCCCCUAGGACCUAAAUGGUGGCAGGCGCCCGAUGAGGGCGAUCUUGACUAUGGAUUCGAUUCUGACGAUUUGGACGCUAGAUUCGCCGAACCUGAGCGCAAUUCCCACCGCCCGCGCACUCGAGAAGCUGGUGACUGGGACGCAGACCGAGAGCAAGGAAAGCAGGAACCAAGCGAGAAAGGAGUAUUUGGAAAUAUGUCGUCGUGGCUGCAGCGUCAGGCUGGUUCGUCCAAUAACCAGCUUGCAACGACUGCCGUACUGUCCGGAGCUGCGGUUGCGAGUGCAAUCUUUGGAUACCAGGCCUACAAGCGGAAGGAAGCUGUUCAUGACCUGAAGGCUUCUAUUCCGGUCCUCGAUGAGAAGCACCGCGCGGAGAAGCUUACCGACUUUGGCGCGGCCGACAAUGGGGCUCCGAUGAGCAAGGACGACGAGCGCAGUGCUGCUUUAGCUCGCCGGGCGCAACAGGGCGACUAUGACGAUGAUCUGAUCUUGGAACAACUGGCUCGGAACCGUGUUUUCCUUACCGAUGACGGACUAGCUAAGCUCCGGUCAUCCUUCAUCGUUGUUGUCGGCUGUGGAGGUGUUGGAUCCCACGCGGCCGCAGCGCUGGCUCGCUCAGGAGUGUCCAAGAUUCGCCUCAUCGAUUUCGACCAAGUUACACUGUCAUCACUCAACCGCCAUGCGCUGGCUACAUUGGCCGACGUGGGAACAUCGAAGGUACACUGCAUCCGGAGACGAUUGGAACAGAUUGCCCCGUGGGUAAUGUUCGACUGUCGCAACGAGCUCUUUGGCAAGGAGGCAGCCGAUUCUCUUCUCAGCUCUUGGACCUUGACACACGAUGGAGAGGGGCGUCGACCGGAUUUCGUGCUGGAUUGCAUUGACAACAUUACCUCGAAAGUCGACCUUCUUCACUACUGUCACACCAACUCGCUCCCUGUCAUUUCGUCUAUGGGUGCGGGUUGCAAGUCUGACCCCACUCGUGUCGUCGUUGGAGAUAUCUCUACUAGCACAGAUGAUCCUCUCUCCCGCAGCACGCGGCGGAGACUGAAGGCCAAGGGUGUCACUUCUGGCAUUGCGACUGUUUUCUCAACUGAGAAGCCCGGCCCCGGAAAGGCAAGCCUCCUCCCUCUUCCCGAGGAAGAGUUCGCCAAGGGCAAGGUUGGCGAGCUGGGUGUCCUUCCCGACUUCCGGGUCCGUAUUCUCCCUGUCCUCGGAACCAUGCCUGCGGUCUUCGGCUAUACCGUGGCCAACCAUGUCAUAUGCAGUGUUACAGGCUACCCGAUCGACUAUCACAUGGGCCCCAAGGGCCGUGACAAGCUGUAUGACGGUGUCUAUUCUACCCUGCAGGGUCUGAUGGAGAAGCUGAACCGACAAGUGGCUGGACAAGACCCGACGGGCCUGCGUCUGCCUAUCAGCAAAGAAGACAUUACCUUCUUGAUCGAGGAGGUGUGGAGAGGACGAAGCGUUAUCAGCGGCCUAUACAACCGUAUCGUUUUGAUCCCCUGGAAGAGCCCCGCAAAUGGAUAUGUUGUGGAUCCAACCAUGGAGAAAGAGGGACAAAAACACCUUCCGCUCGACCUGAAGGAUCUUGUGUGCAUGACCAAGGAUGAGGCCACCCGCCAUGAACGGGAGGUGCUGCGCGGAGACAAGACGGUUGAGGAUCUGUACGACGGGACGGUCCUGCAGCGGGUGAGCCUGCGGCGACAGGAGGCCGAGGAGCUUGAGCAGUACCGAUGA